AUGAAUUCUUCAAACUUCUAUGGUGAAAAUGCAUGUCACCAUAAUCUAACGUUGAUUAUAGGAAGAUCAGAAGUCGAUAAUCACGGGUAUUUCACCUUGUCCUUUGAAGCGGACGUUUUGAAAGAGCGAGAGCAUUAUACUGUUGUGCUUACAUGUGGAUUAUUAUUACGUUCUUGCCCGUUAUGCUUCGUCGCUAUUUUACAUGCCUCAAAACUAGGUUCAAUCAUUGAAAAAAUAACGAAUUUGAUAAAUAGCCAAUCAAAUCUUUCUACUGUUAAAGUGAACCCGGUGAAUAGAUUACUAAAAGGUAUAACAUCCCCAACAACUAUUAAUUCCUUAUCUUCUAUUGCUUUUUCCACUUCCUCUAAUAACGAUCCAUAUAAUUUUGAUCUUUUGUGUAAUUCUCCUACUUCAUCAAUAAUUUCUAAUGAAGCUGAUCAUCAGAUGAUCAUCACCUCUACUACUACUACUACGACUACUGGUCCUACUACUGCUACUGCUGUUCUUCCUAUUCUUCCAUCUUCUUGUUGUAAUACUAUACAAUCGUCUAUCAAUAAUUUAACAUUGAAUAAUGACAAUAGUACAAUAUCAUCAAGUGAUUUAUUUUUAUUUUCAAAAUUUGAACAAAAAAAAUUUGCUGAUUUAUGUAUUAAUAUUCUUAAUAACGAGAAUGAUGAUAAUAAUCCCACCAUUAGUUCGCCCAAUUCUCCAAUUUCCUCUAAUCUUAUAUGGAAUACUACUCAUACUAUAAGUGGUAAGAAUAAGAACCACAACAACGAACGAGCAGCUAUAUCAUCAGUGACAAAGGAACAUACAAUGAACAAUAAUAAUAAUAAUAAUAAUAAUAAUAAUAAUAAUAAUAAUGCUUCAUCUGAUUAUCCUGCUGUUAAAGUUAAUUCAAAUGAAACGCCUACUAGUUUAGUAAAGCAACCAGUUCAUCCAAGAACAACAUUAAAAUGUCCGUUUUGUGAUAAAGUAUUCAGUAAUUCCAGUGCUAUCGCUAAGCAUAAGCUAACACAUAGUGAAGAACGUAAAUACAUUUGUAUUGUAUGCCAUAAAGCUUUCAAACGUCAAGAUCAUUUAAAUGGUCAUAAGUAUACACAUGAAAGUCGUAAACCACAUGCGUGUCAUUUCUGUGAUAAAUCCUAUAGUGAUUCACGUUCACUUCGACGACAUUACGAAAAUGCUCAUCCCGAAGAGAAUGAACGUUGGAUGUUAUUAUGUCAAGCAACAAAUGGUGAUACAAGUGCCUUAUCUAUCGCUGCUGCUGCUGCUGCCGCUCUACUUUCCUCAUCAGCAGCAGCAGCGGCGGCAGCUGCAGCAGCAGCGACGACAGGGCUUGAUGCUGAAUCUUCACUAUCUCGCGAUGGUGGUGGUGGUGGUGGUAAUGCUGACGGCAAUUCCGAUAAUGAUAACAACGCUUCAUCGUUAGCCAUAUUGAAUGCCUUGAGUAAUAGUACAUCGGCAUCAUCAUCAUCUUCAGCUGGCAGUACUGGCGUUGUUUCUUCUGCAAGUGUAAAUAAAUUAAUUGAAUUGGGUAAUCAAACUGGCCUAUCACCUGCUGCAUUAGUCGCUUUAGUCGCUUCUACAGGUUCUACAUCGGGUCUUUCUUCAAGCUUACAACAAUUAGAUCGUUCUAAUUCAUCGACUUGCGUAUCUAAUGGUGCCAAGUCAUCAAAACAGUCAAUAUCAUCGACUAGUCAAAAUGCUAGCGAAAAAUCUCUACGUCCAGUCGUUCGUUAUCAUCAUCGCCGCCAUCACGAUUUCAUUAAUCAUCAUACAAAUACUGUAACAAUUAAUAAUUUUUCCUUGAAUCCAAUUGAAGUAGCAAAUGCUGCCAAAGUUGCUUUACUUAUGGCACAUCCAUUAGAAGAACCAAAACGUGUAGCAUGUGCUAUCUGUGCAAAACGUUUUAAAAAUCAAUCUGCUCUAAAUGGUCAUAUGCGAUUACAUGGUGGUUAUGGACCGGCUGGUUUGAUUGGAGGGAAUAACACCUCCACCACCACGACAACGACAACAGUAACAACGACAUCACAAUCAAAUCAAACCUAUACUGCUACUACUACCAUUGGUAGCAGUAGUAAUGAUAAUCAAGAAAGUAAUAAAGCAAUACAUUUUAAUUUAUUUCAAACAAGCUCUGGUCAUAUCAAGAAAAAUAACAAUGUUUCAGAUUCCAAGAAAAAAGGCUAUUCAACAUCUAGUGAUAUAGACUCUUUGAAGUCGUUCAGUUUAAAAUCUCAUCCAAAGGGAUUUACAGCAUCACAAAAUAGUUACGACUCUGUUUUAUCAAGUAUUGUUGGAACAAAUACUAGGCCUACUACAUUUGUGAUGACUACAGCUGCUUCUUCAAAUCCUUCCACUUCGACCGAUCUGUCGACAACAAGAGCUACUAAUACAACAGUAACAUCGAAUAAUUCCAUUAAAAAUGUCAAUUCACCUAGUUCCGCUCUAUUUGACUUGGUUAAUGCAUCAUCGAAUACUCCAGAUUUGAAAAUGCAGUUGUCUAAUAGUCAUGAUCAUCGUCAUCAUCCGAUGAAUAGCAAUAUUAAUAAUGAUAAUAAUACUUGGUCAUAUCCACUUAACAAACAAAUAUUAGAAUCAUCCUAUAACACUUCAUUAAUUGAUCAUUGUUGUAAUAGCCCUAAUAUGUUAAGUCAACAGCAAAAGUCACAGUUAACAUUUGAUCAUCAAAAUGAGGCUUUAUCAAAUACUGUGGUUAGUUGUCAUCAUUGUCAACCUCAUCAGCCUCUGUCAACAUCAGCAUCUUCAACAUCUAUUUAUGAUAGCUUAUGGUUAUCACAACAUGAUGAUCAUACAUCAGGACAACAACAACUGUUUCGCAUAAAUUCGUCAGAAUUUGAUCAUAUUGUUGAUAUUAUUAAAAAAGAUACUCAUAUUACUAAUAAUACUAUUACUGAUAAUGACAGUAUUAAAAAUCGUCGUCAUGUACCAGUUGAUGAAUUAUCUAUGUUAAAAUUCGGUUCAGCAUUUUCUUCAACCUCAUUGGAAAAAACUACCACACCAGUAUCAACAACCAUAUCGAAUAGCAGUUGUUCAUUAUUAUCACGAAAUGAAGAGUUUCCUCUGACAAUAAGCACAUCGUUUCUGUCUGAAGCAUCAUGUUAA
Molecule: messenger RNA, 3126 nt
Organism: Schistosoma mattheei
Lineage: Eukaryota; Metazoa; Platyhelminthes; Trematoda; Strigeidida; Schistosomatidae
Source: the annotation of a GenBank genome assembly